Pangasianodon hypophthalmus (striped catfish) is the source of this 5543-nucleotide messenger RNA. RefSeq names its product immunoglobulin-like and fibronectin type III domain-containing protein 1. Lineage: Eukaryota; Metazoa; Chordata; Actinopteri; Siluriformes; Pangasiidae. The coding region runs from base 173 to 4981 and encodes 1602 amino acids. Gene Ontology annotation, molecular function: protein binding. The transcript has 30 exons. The record is from RefSeq and is a predicted model, not a curated record.
GCCGUAAACACCCAUGACAGCUGACUAACUUUGCUACUUGCUACUCAUUCAGUCUACCAAUAUUUUACUGCUGUAAAAGGAGCAAUUGCACUAAAAUCUAGGAGUCAAAACUGCGGUACAAGGAUUUUAAGAACCAAGCUAACUUGUUAAACUGAAAAAUAAAAUUUUAGAGAUGUCUACCGGAGUGGCAAUCAAGAAAAGAUCCAGAGUACCUGGUGUUAUUAUUACACAAUAUGUGGAAAGAAUACCACCUGGAAAAAGUACCCCAGAUUUCAUCAGAAAACCCAUGGCUAUAAACAUUCAGGAAGGUAAAUCGGCCAUUUUCAAAGCAGUGGUGACAGGAGAGCCAGAACCCACCAUCACGUGGGCACGUAACAAAGGAGAUAUCUCUGAUCCAGAGAAAUACAAAACAAAAUAUGAUGAAAGGGCUGGAGAAUACACAUUACAGAUAUUAAAUGUCACAGCUGACCAAGCAGAUACAUACAAAUGUUUUGCUACAAACACAUUUGGAAUGGCUCUUUGUACAGCUACGCUUAAGGUUUCUGAAGCUGGAUUCGGAAAAAAUAGGCCAGAACAAAAUGAACCUGAAGACUUCAGAAAAAUGCUGAAGAAAACUGUAGUUGUGAAAAAGGUUAAAGAAAAACCCAAGAAAGAGGGAGAGGUUGACCCAAAGUUUUGGGAGAUGUUAUUGAGUGCUCAGAAGAAAGACUAUGAGCGCAUUUGUCAAGAAUUUGGGAUCACUGACUACCGAUGGAUGCUGAAAAGACUUAACCAGUUGAAGAAGGAGAGAGAGGAAGAACAAGCGAAGUAUGUUGAAAAGGUUGAAAAUAUGAAACCAAUAGAGGUCAAACCAAAUCGAAAAGCUCAAUUUGAACUUGAGAUGAAGCUCAAGAAUCCCAAGAGCAAAAUUUAUCUCUACAAGAAUGGUGAAAUAGUUGACUAUGGUGAUGGCACCAAUGAUUCCUUCAAACACAAUCUGAAGAAAGUUGGUGAUAAAUACACAUUUACGAUUAAUAAUGUUGGCCCAGAAGAUGCAGGUCUAUACCAAGUGGAUGUUGAAGAUGCAACCAUGUUUUCAACUGAAUUGGAGAUUCCUGAUGUGGAAUUUGAUAGCACUCUGAAGGAUGUCACGGUGGUCAAAGGAAAAGAUGCUACAUUUGAAUGUGUAUUAUCUGAUCCUGUGUCCAAAAUUACCUGGUGUGCCAAUGAUACAUCCAUUGAGCCAGGGGAUAAAUACAACAUAACAGUCUCAGAAGACAUGCUUACUCAUAGACUAGUAGUAAAGAACUGUAGACCAUUGGACAAUGGUACCUACACAGUUAUUGCUGGAAUCAAGUCAUCUAAAGCAGCUCUGACUGUGAAAGAUGAUCCAACUGCCUUACAGAAAGGCCAGAAAGAACAAAAUGAACCUGAAGACUUCAGAAAAAUGCUGAAGAAAACUGUAGUUGUGAGAAAGGUUAAAGAAAAACCCAAGAAAGAGGGAGAGGUUGACCCAAAGUUUUGGGAGAUGUUAUUGAGUGCUCAGAAGAAAGACUAUGAGCGCAUUUGUCGAGAAUUUGGGAUCACUGACUACCGAUGGAUGCUGAAAAGACUUAACCAGUUGAAGAAGGAGAGAGAGGAAGAACAGGCAAAGUAUGUUGAGAAGGUUGAAAAUAUGAAACCAAUAGAGGUCAAACCAAAUCGAAAAGCUCAAUUUGAACUUGAGAUGAAGCUCAAGAAUCCCAAGAGCAAAAUUUAUCUCUACAAGAAUGGUGAAAUAGUUGACUAUGGUGAUGGCACCAAUGAUUCCUUCAAACACAAUCUGAAGAAAGUUGGUGAUAAAUACACAUUUACGAUUAAUAAUGUUGGCCCAGAAGAUGCAGGUCUAUACCAAGUGGAUGUUGAAGAUGCAACCAUGUUUUCAACUGAAUUGGAGAUUCCUGAUGUGGAAUUUGAUAGCACUCUGAAGGAUGUCACGGUGGUCAAGGGAAAAGAUGCUACAUUUGAAUGUGUAUUAUCUGAUCCUGUGUCCAAAAUUACCUGGUGUGCCAAUGAUGCAUCCAUUGAGCCAGGGGAUAAAUACAACAUAACAGUCUCAGAAGACAUGCUUACUCAUAGACUAGUAGUAAAGAACUGUAGACCAUUGGACAAUGGUACCUACACAGUUAUUGCUGGAAUCAAGUCAUCUAAAGCAGCUCUGACUGUGAAAGAUGAUCCAACUGCCCUACAGAAAGGCCAGAGAGGUACAGAUAAUACUGAUAAGUUGGGAAAUGAGCAGGCUAGGAAGCUGCAGGGCACAACACCCAAAACAGCUAGAGGGGCUGGUAAUGGUGGAUCUAGCCUGGAAGAUGGGAUUGGAAGAGAUGGAAUCAUGGGAGGUGGAAGUGGGCAGGAUGGACUAUCAGAUGUUGGAUUAGGAAAAGAUGGAUCUGGAAAAGAUGGACUAUUGGGUGAUGGAUCAGGAAAAGAUGGAUCCGGAAAAAAUGGUUUUGAAGUAACUGGACUACAAAAAGAUAGUAGCAGUGUGGAUGGAGCAGGUAGAGACAUGAUAGAUGGAACUGGAGAUACUAAGCAUAAAAAGCAUCUCAAAGAUGGUCAGUUGGUCCCUGACACUAACAGAGAACCGGAAUUCCACUUUGUUAGUGGAUUGUCUGAUACUGCUGCCAAUAUUGGAGAGACUGCAGAAUUAUCUUGCACACUCAGCAGUAAGGAUUGUGUUGGAAUUUGGUACAAAGAUGGUAAAAAGAUGGAAUCUAAGAAUGGGAUUACUAUUUCCAAAGAGGGGGCCAUUCACAAAGUAAUAAUGAAGAAUUGUCAGGAGGGUAAUGCAGGGGUGUAUAGAUUUGAAGCAGAAGGACGUAAAUCAGAGGCCACAUUAAUUAUUAAAGAGCCACCAAAAAUCGAUGCAGAUGCCAUGCGUAAGUUCUCAGAAGCUGUCGUCAUAAGAUCUGGUGAAAAUGCAAUUUUCAAGCUUCCAUUCUCAGGAAAGGAACCAAUCAAAGUGCAGUGGUUCAAAGAUGAAGCGGAGCUUUUGGAAGGCCCUGGUGUCAGAAUUGAGAGUUCCUCGACUCAAAGCCGGCUACUUCUCAAUAAAUGUCAGCGUAAAGACACUGGAGAAGUCAAAAUCAAACUUAAGAACAAAUUUGCCACCACUGAGGCUACAUCUAAACUCACUGUUCUUGACAAACCAACUCCACCACAGGGGCCUGUAGAUGUGGUAGAAAGUUCACUGUCUGCUAUUGAAUUUAAAUGGAGGCCUCCAAAAGAUGACGGGGGCAGUCCUGUGACCAACUACAUCCUGGAACGUCAGCAGGUGGGACGUAACACCUGGACUAAAAUCGGAGAAAUCCCUGGACAACCUAUCUACAGAGACACAGAUAUUGACCGUGGCAGGAAGUACUGCUACAGGAUAAGGGCUAAGAAUUCAGAAGGCGUUAGUGACAUCAUAGAAACUGAUGAUAUUGCAGCCGGCACAUUGGCUUUCCCUGGUCAGCCUGCUUCUCCAAAGGUGGUCAGUGCUUUCAAGGACUGCAUCAAUCUAGCAUGGCUCCUGCCAACAAACACCGGUGGGGGAAGUAUUAUAGGAUACAAUCUGGAGAAACGCAAAAAGGGCAGUAACCUUUGGAGUCAAGUGAACCCUCCAGACGAGCCAAUUAGAGAGAAAAAGUAUGCAGUGACGGAUGUGAUGGAAGGAGCCGAGUAUGAAUUCAGAGUGAUUGCAAUUAACACAUGUGGUCCUGGAGAACCUAGUGGCCCCUCUGACUGUGUAUUUGCAAGAGACCCCCAGAAGCCUCCAGGGAAGGUUAAAGAUCUCAAGGUAACUGGUUCUAGUUACAACACUUUGUGCCUGGCUUGGACUAAACCAAAUGUGGUGAAUGGAGUGGAAGAUGAAGUAAAAGGGUACUUUGUGGAAAUCAGACCUACAGACCAAAUUGAAUGGAUCCGCUGCAAUACGAAUGCCAUCGCCCAAACCUCUUUCACUGUAACUGGUCUGAAGUCCUUGGCCACGUACUGGGUAAGAGUGAUUGCAACCAAUGAAGGAGGAGAGGGGCAUCCACAAGUGUUUGACAACUACAUCACUGCCAUGCCUCCACCUGUGAAACCAAGAUUCACUGACCGCAGGAUGAAAAAUUUAAUGAUUGUGAAAGCUGGAAACACAGUCCGGGUCACCAUAUGCUUUGAGGCUUCCCCUUUACCAGAUAUCACUUGGCUGAAGGAUAAUGUGCCUGUGGCCAAACAUGUGACAAUUACUAAUUCUGAGAAAGUUUCCCAGCUGCUCAUUCCGACAUCCGAUCGAUCGGACAGUGGCAUCUACACUAUCAUUGUCAAAAAUGUGGUUGGCCAGGAAACCUUCAGUGUAGACAUUAGAGUCACUGAUGAGCCCAAGCCUCCAGGCCCAGUGCAACUUGAGCAGAAUGUUGAGGGAACAUUAACUAUCACCUGGACUCCAUCUCCUGAUGAGAAACGAGAUGACCGGCUCCACUACAUGGUGAUGAAACGAGACUCUGUUAAACAGACCUGGUGGACAGUAGCAGAUCACCUCUUCAACCACAGAUUUACCAAUGUUGUUAUGCAGGGGAGAGAGUAUAAGUUCCGUGUAUAUGCUAAAAAUGAUAUGGGGAUGUCUGAGCCGUCUGAGUCUCCCACAUGGGGAGCUGCUAAAAAGAAAGGUAAACUGAUACUAAACCAACCAGAACCAAAGAAAUUGAACUUUCAGUCAGCCCCCAAAUUCACAGUGCCUCUGAAACUGCAUGUAGCUCCAAAGGGCUAUGAAUGCUACAUGAGCUGUGCUGUGAGUGGCAAUCCAACUCCUCAUGUUACCUGGUAUCACAACAAUGUUAGCCUCAACACUAAUACCAAUUACUACAUCUCCAACACAUGUGGAGUCUGCUCCCUGCUCAUUCUGAUGGUGGGCCCCAAAGACACCGGAGAGUUCAAAGUUGUGGCAGACAACUCUCUGGGCCAGGCUGAGAGUUCUACCAAGCUCACAGUCAGAGAAUGAAAAAAAAAUCAUCUGUUGCAACAAGGACAACAAAAGCAAGAGUGCCUGGAUCAAAGCAAGCUGUACUCAAUACUAGUGGUACCACAAUACCACUUCGUUUUCAGAAAAAUGAUUUUGAGAAAAUUCUAUGAGUCUGAAUAAAUUGUGUGCUUUAAGUACUGAAAUUAGUCAUUUUAGUGGAAUAUUCAACAAUAGGAUAAACAUUAAGACAAACUGAUAUUACCUAGAAUAAAGUAAUCUACUAAUUGUUAUUUGAUUUGGUAUGUGACAAUGUUUCUGUCAGCCUUGAAGACUUAUUUUCUGGAAUGCCAAUGUCUUAUUUGUUUUAUUUUGAACUGAAACAGCUCAAUAAAGUGGAAAAAAAUAACAAACUCUCCAAUUACACUUUAAAAGCUAUUGCACCUUGCAGCAUCAUGAAGUAAAAUGUAAACAUCACAACUCACAAUUAGAUGACACUUAUUUGCUAAGAGGAUAGUAUAAUUCGCUUCACAUUAUAGUUGUGCAGGGUGGCAUGGUGACUCAAUGGGUAACAUUGCCACCUUACAGCUCCAUGGUGCCCGGU